CGCGAUUCCUUAGCGGACCAAUCAGCGCGACUGGCAGGUUUCACUUUGGACUGUGCCACACAAGACAGGGACAUCAAACAAGAAAAAUUAGAAACGGAAAUGUGGAUAUCGUUUGAUACAUGGGAAUACUUUUUUGGACAAUAGAGCCGGCGAUCAUGGCUGGCCUCUGAUGCCCCGUAAAGGGAAGAACAGCUACACCCAAUUGAAGAAGCCUCCGCUGCUGUUCCAGGAACGUCCAAUAGAUGGAGCCAAACACCAAUACGGGACUCCUAUCAAAUCGGCUGUGAACCCAUUACGAGUUGUAGCUCAGCCAUGCGAACAGAACACAACCAGCGAGCAAUGGGUGACUUCUCAGUUUGACACCACCAUGCAGUUGCACUUCCCGGCGCGGCGGAGGAAAAGACAGCAGUCAGGCAGCUUCACGCACCAGAGGAGUGUGCUGGGGAGGAGCUCGCUAGUGCGGGCCAAGAAAACCAGCGUCUGCAAGUUCCCCUCAUUAACUUUUGAGUGCAGUUUUGAGGCACCCUGCCAACCGCAGCAGCCUUUGCUUGCAGUCUCCGCAGGAAAGGGCUCUUGCCAGACUGGCCUUCCUGAGAAAAACGAGGCUUUAGAAGUAAAUAGAGGGUUUGAAUCUCUGAAUGGGGUUCAAAAGAACCCACGCAAACUCAGCAGUGAUGUUUGUGAGGUUCGGAGGACCCCAGUGCCUGAGAUGGAAAGAGACCUUGAGGGGACACCUCGAGCUUGUAGAGACUCUGACAUGGAGAGUGCCUCCACCCCACCUUCCCUUCAUACCCCGGGAGCAGACAGUGGGGGCAGGAGGAGCUGUGAAUCUCAAAACUUUGCCAGUGACCUUGCAGGGCGGCUCAUCUUUUUUGCCCCAACCCCAACAGACACAGAGUCCCAAGCAGAAACUCUGGUGAAGGACACCCCAGAGCAAGAUUAUGGGGUGAAGGUGACCUGGAGGAAGAGGAAAGGGAUUAUGAGAUUCCUGCAAGACCAGGGCAAGCUGACCAGCAAGGAGGCGUUAGUGAGCAGUUAGUUGGGAGGAAGAGGUAGAAGGGGCUGUGCUUCAGUUGAUUAACGAGUUUUCUAACUCAGGUCAGGUCCUUGAGUCCUGAUACCCAGGAUUUUUAAAGUCCUUCUCAGACAGGAAAAAAAAAGAAAUAUGACUAAUCAAGGCUUAAGUGGAACAUUGCAACUAAUCUGCAAAUUUGGUUCUUAAGGAGAUUCCAAAUAACCUAUCGGAUGAUGCCCCUUGAAGUCAGGAGUUGAAAAUAUCUACGUUAAAAUAAUGAAUGAUGUUAAAACAAUGUUUUCUCUUUUUUUGCCUGUAAUAAAUGUUUCACAAGCAUGAUAAUGGAAAGACCCUUGCAAACCUUUGUGAGUGUCUCUUUGUCUGUGGAAUUACCACGUUACAUCUGCAAGGUGUGUCUGAAACUCUGCAUCUAUAAUGGAAGAGAAGUAAUGGUGCCCAUGUCUAAGACUAAAGAAUGCUUCAUGAAGUGGUUGAAUGUUGCAUGGUGGACUGAGGAGCACAAUGGACAUCAAAAUAUUUAGAAUGUUGUUACUAACUUUGUUUUACCUAUUGAAAUGAUUUAUAGAAAAUUUUCCCAGAUGACUACAUUAAAAUGUAAGAAUUAGGUUUCUUGUUUUAGAUUUAAAAAAAAUGGUAACAGUAUUGAUUCAUCCUUCCUGAAAAAUUAGUUGUCUGUACAUGAUUCUCAAGCAAAAUGAAAAACAUAAUGCUGGAAUAUUCCCCUACACUGGAACUGUGUAGCUAUGUAAAUACCAAACUACAGAGCCAGUGCAGUCAAUAGCUAAUUACAGUAAUUUUGUUGAAUGCUCAGUCAAAUAGCCUCUCCUAAAGGCUUGCAGUUUUUCCUAUAAUAAACUGAUAUUAUAUUGUAUUACUUAUAAUUAAUUCUUAAUCCCAUCCUUAGUUGUCUUGUUAUAGUCACUGGCCAAAUCUAGCAUCAAAAGAAAGUUAUCACAACUACAGGAAAAUUCAAAUUGUUGUAACAGGUGCAAUGACAUUUUAUCCCACAGAAAUGACAUGGGUGAAUUUAAUUAUGCUGGUUAACAUUUGUCAUCAAGAGGGGUCUGCUGUGAAAGUCACAGUCUAGGGGUAUGCCUGGCCACUGCUGGAAGUAAUUUAUUGCUGGAAGUAUGUAUCCGCAACUGCUUUGCACCGGGUUGCAAAUUCUGUCUUUUGGAAUUUUUUCUUACAUCUCUUGUAAAUCCUGGACAAGCAUGCCUGCUCGAUGAACACAUGUCUGAUGGUGCUUAAGUCUGGCGCAAAGGGUAUCCAUGGCAUAACUAUCACAUUCCAGUCUUGCAUCAGACCUGCGCUUACAUUAGCUGCAUGAGGACAUACUGUAUGUCAUCCUGCUGGAAUGUCAUCACAUUAGGUUGAGCCUCUGGGAAGGGCAGCGAGUGCUAUGAACACAAUCAAGAAUUUGUAAAGGGGAGAAAAUAGAUUUCUGGAGGUUAAAGCUAUCACUACUGCAUGAGUAGCGAAUGGGACUGGGAUGUGAUUAUUUCAAACCAUUGCCAAAUGCAUGCUGUGUCCUGGUCUUGCUACUCACAAGUACCCAGCACUAUUUGCUGGGGGUCCAAGAUAUUUUCCAAAAUGGUGCAAAGGUCUCCAGAAAAUCUUGGAUGCGCUUAAAGCCAGAGACAUAGAGCUUGAUUCUCUCUAGAUAUCUAUGAAAAUUUCAUAGUUUUGCCAUGAUAUCCUUCUUGAAUCAAAACCAGUCUUUAAAUAUCCAAGGGUUUAUAGUAACCAGUUCUCUGUCUAUUGAAACAAAAUGAUGUAUGAGUUAAACAAGUGCAGGGGAUGUGGAAAGGUGAACUCCUAGUUUCUCCUAGUUAGCUCAGUUAAGGGAAAAAGUAGGGGCUGAGAUCUUUCAUUAGGACUUACUGUAGAUUAAACUAAUAACAUGUCAGGUUGCAAAUCUGUAAAACAUAUGACAAUCCUAAUGGGUACAAUAUUUUCUCUACGUAAAUUGGAGGAAACUUUCAGUGCUGAACAAUGGAACAAUUUCUUAUAUAUAUGAUCACUCUGCACCACAUUGCAGCUUUCUAGUCAAAUCCAGUAUAUUAAUGAAAGUGCAUACAUUAUUUGAUUACAAAUUCUACAAAAGACACAGUUGCUUAAGUGCAUAGCAUAGCUGUCAUCUUUUAUUACCCACCCAAAAUCAGUUAUGAGCAUGCCCACUGAGCAGUACAUAAGUUUUUGAGCCCAAUAAAAAAAAUAUUUUCAGUACUAGCUAAACUUUGAAGAGAAUACCAUCAACGCUGAUCAAUACUGAUCCCUCAGUAUUUGCUCUUAUACAUCAGUAGCACAUUGAUUAAGUUAAAAAUGAACUGCCCUGAUGUAAUGUCCUGGUGUAAUACUACACUGUGAAGAGUAUCACAGUUAUUCCAUAAUCAAUUUCAACUGAACCCUAAAAUAACAUAAUUUCUCUUUCUUUAUGAAUAUUAAUUUGUCACUGAUUUAAAUGUAAAUCCCCAUGUUAUUUCUAUUCUAUUAAUGUUACUACCAGUUUAUACAGUACAUUUGUAAAAUCAAUGCUAAUUUUAAAAAAUAAAAAUAUUGUAGGCUGUACAAUCCUUCAGUGUUAUAGUAUGAUCUAUAAUAGGAACUGCAUUUUGUUUACUGUAAUCUAAUAAUGAUUUUUUCUUGAAAAUAUUGAUCAUGCUUUUUAAGGUUUUUGUUCAGUAAGUAUGUUUUAUCACCUUACCAAUUUAAUGAUGCCUAAAUUUUAUGUCAUUGUAAAUCAUUUUUUGUACAAUGUUGAAAGUCAAAUGGGUGGGAGGGGAAUGACUGUUGAAAGCAAUGUCUUAUGUAGAGGUCCGCCAGUCAGGAGAUGUGCUCAUUUCAUUUUCAUAUUUGUGUAAUUUAGCUUUAUGUCUUUUAUAAUGAUCACAAGAAGCACACGAUCAUUUGUAUGUAGAAAAAAACUAUUUUUUCAAUUACAUUUUCUCAAUUAUUAUGCUUUUUCUUAUAUUUUUAAAAUUGUUUGUCUUAUGAAUGUAUCAUUUAGAUAAUUACAGGCUGUUAUGAUAACUUGGAAAAGUAACACUUGGCUGAGCAAGAAAACAUGUACAAUAAAUUGAAUCAUAGAGGAGGCCAAGUGCUGAAUUGCUUGACAGUAUUAUCUUUGUUUUCCUGCUCUUUCACUUUGUAUUUCUUUUUGUAUUUCUUGUGUCCCCAAUCUCCUGUGUGAUACAGUUUAAGAGAGUGGGAAAGGAACUGAAGAACAAGGACCAACAGCUCAAUGGAAUGAAGGAAAUGAGAGUUGACAAACAACAGACCAUGAAAGCACUGAAUGGUUUUAGGGGAGAUUCUAAUUUAGAGACAUUUAAACACAAUCUCACAGAUGCUUGUAUAUACACCAAAUGAGUGAACUACAAGCAAAAAAGCAACUAAAACGAAUCAGUCUCGUGAUGGUCAUGUCCCCUUCUAGAUAGUGAACAAACCAGCACUCAGUGAUGUUUCUGCUUUAUUUUAUUUUAAGAAGAGCCAACAAUGAAGGAUUAUGAAGUAAUGUUGCUUGUAUGUUUGCAUGCCACUAGUCAUUUACCCAUUUAGUCAUUUUUCUGACACCUGCAGCUUAAAAUCUUAAAAGCCAGAAGGAUCACAAAGCUCUGUUUUUCAUGGUGUGUACUCAAACUAAAAAUCAGGAUGAAAUAAACUUUUGCCCUUUUGCUCAA
This is a messenger RNA of Lepisosteus oculatus (spotted gar), 4716 nucleotides long. It is a transcript of the gene rhno1, whose product is annotated as RAD9-HUS1-RAD1 interacting nuclear orphan 1. Gene Ontology annotation, biological process: recombinational repair; DNA damage checkpoint signaling; cellular response to ionizing radiation. NCBI's taxonomy places the organism in Eukaryota, Metazoa, Chordata, Actinopteri, Semionotiformes, Lepisosteidae. The record is from RefSeq and is a predicted model, not a curated record. Gene Ontology annotation, cellular component: nucleus; chromosome.